AUGGACACGUUUGAAGAGAUAAAUGACCCGUCUGGAGAAGAGCACAGCUUAUCUCCCAGUGCUUUGACAGAAGAGGAGCUGAAUGAGGCCAGGAGGAAAAACACGCGCAAGCAGUUUUUUAUUUCCAAUAAAAUCUUCCUGGCACCUGUAGACGAACGUCCCCAAAGACCAGAACUAAAGGGAAGCUUCAUCAUUCAGAGCAAGGCUGCAGAGCAUUACACAAAUGGAAAAGAGGCAAUGGGAAAGUGCCAGUAUGAGAAGGCUGUGAUCUGCUUGUCCAAAGCCAUCACACUGCAGCCAGAACAGACACAGCUGUAUGUGAGCCAGGCCGAGGCCUACCUGCAGCUGUGUGACUUCCAGUCAGCAGCAGCCUGUUAUAAACGGGCCUGGCUCCAGGAGCCCGGAGCCUUCAGCGCCUGUUUGGCUGCUAUUUACUAUCUCCAGGGUCAGUGUUUGUUUGACGGAGGCCUUUUCCUGGAGGCUCUGGAGGCCUUCAACAAAGCUGCUGAGGUGAAUCCUGGUUGCAGGGCCUACAAGGUCAGAAGCCUGGUCUGUAUGACAGCUGCAGGUCACCACUCUGACUGUCUGAAGCUGGUGAAUGACUGGAUGGUGUCAGAUGGUCCCACCUCAGACCUUUAUGUCCUCAGAGCCCAAACGCACAAACAGCUCAAACAGACAUCACAAUGUUAUCAAGAUGUGAAGUCGGCGUUGGCGUUGAGCCCAGUGUGUCCGGAGGCUGGAGUCCUGCUGCUGCAGCUGCAGGAAGCCAGUGAAAAGGCCAGACAAAAGGCCUUGGACCGAACUUUAACUGGCCAGCUGCCUGAAGCACUCUGCAUGAUCAAUAUCGCUCUGGAGAACUGCCCGCAGGACGGACGCCUUUACCUGUUCAGAGGAACUCUGUAUCGACUCCUGAAAGACUUCACAGCAGCCAUAGAGGAUCUGGUCCAGGCUGUGGAGCUGAGCAAGGAGGAAGAGGGGAAGGAUAGAGGCCAGGCAGAGGGCAGAGAUGAGAAGGAUGAGUGUGACUCUGUGCAAGAGGAGGCGCAGUUUCAGCUUGUCCUCACCUACAAUGAUUUUGCUGUUCAGUGCUUCAACAGAGGCCUCUAUGCUGAGGCGACUCUGCUUCUCAAUAAGGCCAUCGAGGAGGAGAAGGGCCAGGCGGGCCUGUACCUGAACCGAGGAGACUGUUUUUUUAAGCAGGGUGAUUGGUGUUAUGCUCUGGCUGACUACCAGCAGGCUGAGGAGAUGAUGCGGCCUGAUGACCCUGCUGUCCGGCUCCGCCUCGCUGUCCUCCACAACACACUGGGCUCGUUCUGCAUCCAGGAUGGGCAUUUCCAGGAGGCAGCUGACAUGUUUUCUCUGGCCAUCCAGUACAACCCCACAGCCAGUCACUACUAUGAGAGCAGAUCAAAGGUCUUCCGAAAGCUCCUGAACUUGAAGGCUGCCAGACAGGACUUCAUCUGCAUGCAGGUCUUGGAUCCGACCAACGAGGAGCUGCCUCCCAUGCUCAUGAGUCUGUUCCCUGGCUGCAGCUUGUCCGAUGUUUUGUCCAGUCCAGCAGGGCAAGCAGUCAGAGUUCAGCUGAUGGACACCAUCCAGGCCUGCACCUCCUCCUCCAAUCAAGAAAGACUAAGUGAGAAGCUCCAGAAGAUGACUCUGACCAGCCAGUCAGAAGAGCCAUCUGAAGCAGGAAAGGAGCUGAAGUUGAGUGUAAACCAAGAGGAGAUGGAGAUAAUCACAAAGGGCCCUCUGCAGGUUAAGAAAGCGGUUUCUAUCAUUACUCCGUGACCAUCCAAAUGUGCACCACACUGGGCCAUGCCUCACCAUACACCACCCGCCGCCACCAUUUACACAGUGGAACACGACCAGUCCACCUUUACAUGAGAGAAGGUUGUACGACAACAAGAGCUUUGAGAUGUUCUGAGAAUCCUGUCUCAGAAGCGAUCGUGGAAUUACACUCAGUGGGGACAAUUAAAUUAUAAAUGUUGU
This is a messenger RNA of Chelmon rostratus (copperband butterflyfish), 1989 nucleotides long. RefSeq names its product tetratricopeptide repeat protein 16. The transcript is spliced from 13 exons. Bases 1 to 1788 code for a protein of 595 amino acids. Lineage: Eukaryota; Metazoa; Chordata; Actinopteri; Chaetodontiformes; Chaetodontidae. Gene Ontology annotation, molecular function: protein binding. The record is from RefSeq and is a predicted model, not a curated record.